Siniperca chuatsi (mandarin fish) is the source of this 2201-nucleotide messenger RNA. RefSeq names its product F-box protein 4 (gene fbxo4). The record is from RefSeq and is a predicted model, not a curated record. Gene Ontology annotation, biological process: SCF-dependent proteasomal ubiquitin-dependent protein catabolic process; protein polyubiquitination. NCBI's taxonomy places the organism in Eukaryota, Metazoa, Chordata, Actinopteri, Centrarchiformes, Sinipercidae. Gene Ontology annotation, molecular function: protein binding. Bases 139 to 1359 code for a protein of 406 amino acids. Gene Ontology annotation, cellular component: SCF ubiquitin ligase complex. The transcript has 7 exons.
CCACAAUGCCCCACUAACCGCCAGCAACAAGGAAGUGUGACAGAGAUAGGGAAACGUCAACUUUGUUGUUAUCUCUCGCUAGGUCUAUAUUACUGUGUUUUACUAGCUAUUCGCAUAUGAUCACGCACAUCUGAAAUAAUGGCAGGAAAGACCCAGCAGCUCAACGAGUCUAUAGUUAUCCGCAGCCUCAGGCGGUUCAGAGACAGAUAUUUUCCAAAUAGUGAAGUUGUCAAAAAUGACAUUCCAGAAACAGACACGGGAGAAGAACCUCAACCGGGAUUUUUGGAUAGAUUACCGGUGGAUGUACAGUUCGUGAUCAUGACUUUUCUGUCUCCUGCGGAUAUCUGCUGCCUGGGAGCCACCAGUCGGUACUGGAGGGCCAUGGUUAGAGAUCCAUUACUCUGGAGAUACUUCCUGCUCAGGGACAUGCCAUACUGGCCCUCCAUUGAUCAUGUGACCAUGCCCCAAUUGGAGUUGUUGGAUGCACCAUUAAUCAAUGAAGAUGAGAGCCUGGAUGAUAGAGAAGAGGGGGAAGCCAAAGGGAUGGAAUCAAAAUUUGACUACAUGUCAGAAUACUUGAAAGGCUGCCCAUCCUGCAGACAACAAUGGCUUCCUUCACGGCCAGCGUAUCAGGUUGUGACCUCAUUUCUGCAGUCUCUGGUGCCCUCAUCUGAACCACGUUAUGCCAUGUUUGGCCCUGGCAUGGAGCAGCUGGAUGUCUCUUUAGUCACAAGGCUCAUGCAUGCCCCAGAUGUGCUUCCUGUGUCGGGCACUCCAAACAGACAGAUAAAUGGUAUCGGCUCAGGGAUCAGUUACAUGUUCAACAACCAGCACAGAUUUAAUAUCCUGACUCUGUAUUCAACCAAUAGGGCAGAGAGGGAAAGAGCCAGAGUGCAGCAGCAGAGCAUCAGUAAUAAACUUUUCACCUUUGAAGGAACAGAUAACUUAGGCAACCCAAUCUACAGCCCUGCUCCUCAGGUCCAGCAAGUGUGCCAGGUGGUGGAUGGUUUCAUCUAUGUAGCCAAUGCAGAGCCUGGGAGAGUAGGUGAGGGGGAGUCCGAGGUGGCUCAGAUUCGGGCUGUGCUGAGCUCUGCUGGGGGUUCGGAAUCCAGGCCUCUGCUGGUGCUCUCCUGUGUCUCCAGAGAAGAACCGGAAGCAGUCAGGUCAACCAGCUUGCAAACUAUUACCAGCAGAAACAGGACCAGGUUUCAGACUCCCUGUGUUGACAUGGCAAAGAGACUCGGCCUACCCCAACUUGCUAACCCCUGGAUGGUGCAGGAUACAGUAGCAGAAUCUCUGUCAGGUCUUCUGGAUGGUGUUUCCUGGUUGCUGAGAUGUUCAGGAGUCAAACUAUGGUAGCUAGUUACCUAAUUUCUGCUGCUACUAGAUGAAUUUAGACUACAGACCUCAUUACUGCCUCAUCCUGAUGCCGAGUCACACUACAGCAAUUCCUGAGUAAUGUAUACCACAUGUGUACUGAAUGUCUCAGGAUUGGAGCACUGCCCGUGGAAUUUAAUGAAUUGGAUGAGCAGCAGAACUGAUGGGUUUCUAACUAUCAUUCAUCUAGGAGAACUGGCAAAGACCCCAUUCUUAUUUACAGAAAGAGCCAUAUGAAGGAGUUAUAGCAGGAUAGAAGGUUAUACAAACAUGUGGGAGCUUCACAGUAACCCCACAAACUGCUUUUGUUUAACGUUCUAUGGAGCAGCAGGGUAAUAAAUUCUUUUCUUCAUAUUGUGACACUGUUUUACAAUUGGUGAGCUGCUGACUAAUCUGGUGGCCCACUGUUUGGUUUAAAAAGGGAUAGAGAUUGUACAUUUUUUUGACAGGACAUUUUUUUCAAUGUUUUAUUAAGCACUCAUAAUGUCAAUAUGUAAAAACAUGGCUUCAAGUUAUGUUCAAAGUAGUUUCUGUUUGUGGAAUUUAUAAUUUUUUGCCAAGAACACUGCUUGUUCUUUGACUCCCGACCCCAAAGUUUUACAGUUAAGAGUGUGUGCCAACAACCUUCCUGCAAAAAGUCAGCUUAAUUGACUUUCAGACAAAAUCCACUGCUUUCUGAUCAGUGAGUUACACUCAUAUACUGCAAAGACAUGGUUUUUAGAGCUAAAAUAUAAUACAAGCAAUUGAAUUUAUUUACUUAAUUUUAAAUAUUUUAUGUUUAUGCAAUUAAAUGUUUCCUUUUAAUAAAUGCUGAAUAAUUCCGA